ACAUUGGGACAAGCGAUCAGCCCAAUUCACCAACUAAGAAAGAUCUUAGUAAAUGUUUCGCUAAAUAUGAUAUGGAAAAUAAAACACGUGUAGCUUAUAUAGUCGACCCUAAGUGUUCAACAAACGAUGCAGCAGAUUUUAGAAGGGCAUUAGAACGUAUUGGAUUUAAAUGUGAACCUAUUUAUAACGAUUUUGAAACAAUGUGCAAAGAUUUGGAAAAGUUUAAGGAAACUGAACGUAAAAAUAAAAUUGGUUGCUUUAUUUGUGCAGUUAUAAACCAAGAUCACGAGAAAGCUGGAUCUGACGUAAUUGCACUAACUUCUAAGCUGACAGCCGAUAAGUGUCAAUCUUUAAAAGGAGUUCCUAAAUUAAUUUUUAUUGAAGCAGUUGAAAUAGUUGGAAGAUUCCACGCAGUGGAUGCACCUGAAACAGGCAAUAUACUUAAAAUCCCAAUAACGGCAGAUCUGUUGGUUUUUCGUUCGUGGCGGAAAGAAUGUCUGCCAAUCCACGGCAAACAUGAAGCUUCGCCAUUUAUGAAAAUAUUAACCGAAAAUUUGAAUGAGUAUGGCACUAAAUAUGAAAUCCUGAAACUAUUAACCAUUACUUCUGGUGAAUUCCAAAGUUCGGAGAAUUCGAAAAAUAAUGGCUCUGAAAGAAAGACUCAGAUUGCGUCGACAUUGCUCAAAGAACUAAUGUUUUGAACCAGCGAACUAAAAUAUUUCCGGUGUGGGAUCCUUAAAAAAUAAUUCUACACUCUGAAAUUGGACUAACAUUCUUUUAUAUACAACUAAUAUGAACAAUAUUAAUACGUAGACUAUUUUAUUCACAUGCUUUCAUAUAUCGCUGAUUCCUA
Molecule: messenger RNA, 853 nt
Organism: Octopus sinensis (East Asian common octopus)
Lineage: Eukaryota; Metazoa; Mollusca; Cephalopoda; Octopoda; Octopodidae
Product: caspase-7-like
Exons: 2
Coding region: 72-701 (209 amino acids)
Biological process (GO): proteolysis
Molecular function (GO): cysteine-type endopeptidase activity
Source: RefSeq, a predicted model, not a curated record